Messenger RNA from Physella acuta, 2939 nucleotides. RefSeq lists its product as uncharacterized. The record is from RefSeq and is a predicted model, not a curated record. Gene Ontology annotation, cellular component: cytoplasm. NCBI's taxonomy places the organism in Eukaryota, Metazoa, Mollusca, Gastropoda, Physidae.
GAUCUAGAAUCUACUUCCUUUCGGUACUUUUGAAUAAGGAAUAUAUCUACAGCUGGACUUAUCGAAGUAGACUUAGAGAACGGCGUAACAAUCUUUGAGGUCACCGAAUGUUUAGGAGUUGAGGGACUGAGUUUUACUACCCACUGUUUAACCAUAGCACAGCACAGGAUACACAAGGAAAGAUGGACGAUACAAGUAUUGGUCUUAGCAUAGGAUUCACGUCCAUUCUACUUCUCCUGCUUCAUCUGAUCUUCAAACUAUGGACAGGAUGCCCUGUCAAAAGGGCCCCUCCUAAUGUCGUCUGUCUGUAUCAGGUUGGACGUGGGCCCUGGGCCCCCAGUAUGUCGCCCUUUCCUUUAAAACUGGAGACUUUCCUCAGGAUGGCUAAGAUCCCGUACAUGAACGACCACACAGGACAAAUGUCAACAAAGGGCAAGACUCCGUGGAUGACGUACAACGAAUUAACCAUCGCAGACUCUCAGUUCUGUAUCGAAUUCCUCAAACAAGAACGUGGACUAGAUUUUGACGCGCAUUUAACUAAAGAAGAAAAGGCAGUGGCGAGGGCAUUUCGGGAACUUACAGAAGAAAAUUUGUAUUGGACCAUGUGCUAUGAAACAUUCAUCAAAAACCCCCAGAGAAUGGAUAUUCUACUCCGAGACAACUUCCCACGAUACAUGACACGUGCAUUCAAGCGUCUGAUGGGUAGAAUAAAACGGGAGCUUCGCGGUCAGGGCAUAGGACGUCACACGGACAGCGAGAUCUGGGAUAUUGGCAGGAGGGACCUCACGGCGCUGUCUGAGUUUUUGGGAAGCAAACAGUUCUUCUUUGGAGAUUCACCUUGUGAAGCUGAUUGUGCCAUCUUCGGUAUGCUGGCUAUGGCUGUCUGGCAGAUGAAGGGCUCUAGACACGAAAGUUUGAUCUAUGAGAAACUGCCGAACUUGGUGUCAUACUGUGAGAGAAUGAAAGAGAAGUUCUGGCCAGACUGGGCCCAGAGGUGUAGAGGCAGGGACUAUGUGCGUGAUGACGAUUUGGUUUACACUUUGAACCAACCUGAACACUUGGAUGAAAGAAUCAGUCCAGAGUUAGCUAAACAAACUGCACAACAAGCAAAUUUUUUUUUCAAGGGCCGUCACACACUAGUUGGUGACUACAACUCUAGGGGGAGAGGAUGGUCUGAGUUUUACUACCCACUGUUUAACCAUAGCACAGCACAGAAUACACAAGGAAAGAUGGACAAUACUAGCCUUGGUCUUAGCAUAGGAUUCACGUCCAUUCUACUUCUCCUGCUUUAUCUGAUCUUCAAACAAUGGACCACAUGCCCUGUCAAAAGGGCCCCUCCAAAUGUUGUCUGUCUGUAUCAAGUUGGACGUGGGCCCUGGGCCCCCAGUAUAUCGCCCUUUCCCUUAAAGCUCGAGACGUUUCUCAGGAUGGCUAAGAUCCCGUACAUGAACGACCACACAGGACAAAUGUCAACAAAGGGCAAGACUCCGUGGAUGACGUACAACGAAUUAACCAUCGCAGACUCUCAGUUCUGUAUCGAAUUCCUCAAACAAGAACGUGGACUAGAUUUUGACGCGCAUUUAACUAAAGAAGAAAAGGCGUUGGCGAGGGCAUUUCGGGAACUUACAGAAGAGAAUUUGUAUUGGACCAUGUGCUAUGAAACAUUCAUCAAAAACCCCCAGAGCCUGGAUAUUUUACUCCAAGACAUUUUCCCACGAUACAAGACAAUUUUAUUCAAGCGUCUGAUGGGCAGAAUAAUAAAGCAGGAGCUGCGCGGCCAGGGCAUAGGACGUCACACGGACAGCGAGAUCUGGGAUAUUGGCAGGAGGGACCUCACGGCGCUGUCUGAGUUUUUGGGAAGCAAACAGUUCUUCUUUGGAGAUUCACCUUGUGAAGCUGAUUGUGCCAUCUUCGGUAUGCUGGCUAUGGCUGUCUGGCAGAUGAAAGGAUCUAGACACGAAAGUUUGAUCUAUGAGAAACUGCCGAACUUGGUGUCAUACUGUGAGAGAAUGAAAGAGAAGUUUUGGCCUGAUUGGGCCCAGAGGUGUAGAGGCAGGGACUAUGUGCCUGACGACAAUCUGGUUUACACGUUGAACCAACCUGGGCACUUGGAUCAAAGAAUCAGUCCAGAGUUAGCCAAACAAGCAACGAGUCCCUCUAUGAAGAUACCUCCAAAUGUUGUAUGUCUUCAUCAGUUAGGACGCGGACCUCUUGCUCCCACCAUAUCACCUUUUGUUUUAAAGCUGGAGACUUUCCUCAGGAUGGCUAAAAUACCGUACAUGAACGAUCACUCGAGAAAAAUGUCAACAAAAGGCAAGACUCCGUGGAUCACGUACAAUGGAUUAGAUGUCGCAGACUCUCAGUUCUGUAUCGAAUUCCUCAAACAAGAACUUGGACUAGAUUUUGACGCGCAUUUAACUAAAGAAGAAAAGGCAACAGCGAGAGCCUUUCGGGAACUUACAGAAGAGAAUUUGUUUUGGUGGGAUACAGUUUUCAAAGACACUCUUGCUCGUUAUCAGAUAAUUUUAUUCAAGUGGCGCAUGCGCAGAAUCAUAAAACAGGAGCUGCACGGCCAGGGCAUAGGACGUCACACGGACAGCGAGAUCUGGGAUAUUGGCAGGAGGGACAUCACGGCGCUGUCUGAGUUUUUGGGAAGCAAACAGUUUUUCUUUGGAGAUAGACCUUGUGAAGCUGAUUGUUCUUUCUUUGCCAUGCUGGCUAUGGUUCUUCAUCAGAUGAAAGGAUCUAGACAUGAACGUUUGAUUUGUGAUCUCUGCCAUUUGCGCAUGGUUAUUAACUACACUCUUAUUUCAGAGAAACUUCCGAACUUGGUUUCAUACUGUGAGAGAAUGAAAGAGAAGUUUUGGCCAGACUGGGCCCAGAGGUGUAGAGGCAAGGACUAUGUGCCUGAUGACAAUGUAGUUUACAAACCAAAAUAG